Mucor velutinosus is the source of this 7983-nucleotide messenger RNA. RefSeq lists its product as uncharacterized. Lineage: Eukaryota; Fungi; Mucoromycota; Mucoromycetes; Mucorales; Mucoraceae. Gene Ontology annotation, molecular function: monoatomic cation channel activity. The record is from RefSeq and is a predicted model, not a curated record. Gene Ontology annotation, cellular component: axon; cation channel complex. The transcript is spliced from 5 exons. Gene Ontology annotation, biological process: monoatomic cation homeostasis. The coding region runs from base 1 to 7983 and encodes 2660 amino acids.
AUGUCGAACGACAACUACACACAUGAACAACCGCCAUCCAAACAGCCAGCAGCAGCAACAGCAGCAGCAGCAGAUCUACGACAUGCUAUACUUGAAAAGAGCUUGAGCGAUAAAAAGAAAAAGAGUCCCUUGUCUGCUUGGGAUAAGCUGCGUGAAAAUGUGAGUGAGUUUCACAAUGGCAACGACCACAAUGGUGCGUUUGUCGCUUCACCUUCUUCUUCCAACAACUCCUCGCCCAGUUCAUCUCGUUCCAGUACGCCAAAACUAUACCAACCCAGCGCCAUACCUCCACCCAAGAACAAAUCCUUGAAUCCAUUUAUGCGAUCAUCCACAUUCGACAACUACAUGAACGGAAGCAAUACCAGCAGCGAGAGUCGACCCAACAUCACUUUGGCCAACACGACGUUGGUAGCUGCACAAGCUGCUGGCAUGACCAACUUUACUCGCAACUUCAGACCUGCCAGACAUCACAAUGGUGUCAUUUAUGCCACAUCCACCGCUGUACAACAAGACAUAUACCGUCUGGAACGUGAUCUGGAUAAGAUACUGAUACAGUUGCAUGCCAGAUCACAGCAUGCCAGUUUUGCAGAGUCAGCAUCCACACUGGUAUCCACCACAGUAGCAGCAGAUGGCAGCCAAAGCAGCAGCAGCAGCAGCACGCCUGCUACUACCUUUGGUAAGAAGUCGGUGUUCCAGCGACAGUCAGUAGCAGACAUGUUCUCUGGAUCAUCCACGCCGCAUUCAGACACCAUGACGCCUAUCAAGGAACCGCUUCGACAGGAAGUGACCCGAUUAUCGUUUGUCAUGACAUCCAUCUUGGAAUCCAUCAAAAAGCAUAAAUCAGCUACCAGAUUGCCACUCACGGGCGAGAUUUUGGCUGUAUUGGCAGCACCGUUUGACAGGAUUCCAUUGAUAGUGAAUGACUGUCAUCAAGCAUUGGAUAUUUUUGAAUACAUCAGAGGCAGAUUCACACAACUGGAUUCAACAGAACGCUUUGAGCAACUCACGUUUUGUUGUCGAUUGCUCGGCCAUGGAGACAUGAAACUAAAGAAACGAGUGCUGAAUGUAUUAAAUCAACAACUUUUACCUUGCAAGGAACUUCCCAGCUUUUUACCCUCUACACCACCUGCUUACCAUUCACUUGUUUAUACCCUCACCAAUGCAUUGGCUCAACUUUCAAUUCAAACAACAUCAACAGAAACGCAUACACACAGCGAUAUCCGAGAAAGCGACGUCAACGAGAGCAGCAUUGAUAUUAUGCACUUGGAUCAGCAAGACGAGAUACGAUCUGGCAUUUUGCACAUCAUGGAUACAUUAGCCACUGGCACCCUUAUACCACCCAUUGGGCCCGCAUGGGCUCAAUACCACACCAAAGACUCUAUACCCGUUUCCAUUGCUCAACUGUGCGUAGUGGAAGGGCUGCUGAAAUGCACCAUGGUCGGCGUUUGCAGUCAAAGCGAUCCCUAUCAGGGCACACACGAAGCAUCUAGAGCUGAUUUGAUUGAAAGAGCUCGAGAUAUCCUGGUGUUGCAAGACUUGCUGCAGCGAUAUUGGAUUGAACCUGAAUUGGAUGCACAGCCCGCUUAUUUCAAAAUCAUCUUUUUGAUCAGUGAACUUGCGUGCGAAACAUUUCUGAUGGCUAGUGUGGAGGAUCUCAAAAUCAAGACAUCAACUGUAUCGCUACUACUGCCACUCGUGGUCGACAAACUAUCACCUGCCAAGCUUCAAAACUACCUGGCGAAUCGACACACGGAUGAGACACAAAAGAUGGUGACAUCCAAUGUCAUUGUCAUGUUAUUAGCCCUGUUGUCUAUUUGCAGCUUGGAGGAACAACCCAUUCCACCUCAAACCAGCAGUAGCAACAUUUCAUCACCCAACUUGAGCCCGCGACCUUCUGUGCCUGAUUUCAACAGCGACAAUAUGAACUUGUCCAUCAUCGACUCUCAACAUGACGCACAGAGCAUCAACAGCUUCAAUGUCAACAACUCCAACGAUGCUGCUAUGCGGAAAACACUCAUGACACUGAAGGGUUAUAUCGAAGAGUUUUGGAAAUCAGGAUACAAGGAUUUCAUCUUGACAGGCACAGAAUCCAUGCAUCAGGAUGCGACAGGCGAACGUGUGGCAAGAGCCUAUCAGAACCUUGUAUUUCACAUUGAUCCAGCCAUGGGAGAGGAGAUUGCCAAAAAGACAUUGCCCAGCUUAUUUAAGCGACUGGUAGACACCUAUCCACCUGCACUGCCUGCUCUUUGUAAUAUGCUGUACGCAUUGUCAAAGCGCUUUAGAUCCUUCUUUUUCAAGCCAGUGGUGUCUUGUGUGGCAUCGGAUGACGAGGACAAAGUAUCACAGCUCCUGACACUGAUGACUGUAUUGCGUCGCUAUCUCUCGGGUGUGCAGUUUUGGAUGCAGGACGCUGAAAUGAUCAAUGUGCUCUUGUUGAGUGAUGUGGGUGUGUCCAAGAAACAACAACGAGAAGCAGCCUCCUCUGCUGCUGCUAGCUCUCGGUCAGGCACACCGCAACUUAAAGUCAACGAUACACCACAAGAUGCUCAGUGGGGAAGCACCAACUUGGGACAAUGCACCAUCGCAACCGAAUUCAUGUGGGCUGUCAAGGAGCUGAGGAUGAAGCAACGAGACCCUCAUCGCAACAUGGAGGAAGACGAGAUUGCCAAAAAGUUCCUGAUUGAUCUCGAACGGCGUUUAGCAGUGUUUUUGACAGCCAAAGAAAAGACGACAACAGUGCCCAUGCCAUUGCGCGUGAUCCUUUGCAACAUCUUUUUCGACAUUAGGUUCUUUUGCAACACCACGCAUCGUCCUGGAUGGCUGACGCGUGUCAUUGAUUGGGCUGUCCAACCGGUUGUUUCCACGCCUGAACAUGCCUAUCAUCACAUCUUGCCCACCAUCAACCCAGAUGAAUCGCCUUCGCCCAACAAUCCGCAUAUUGAAAGCACCAUGCCACUCUUACAUACGGGACACCUGUCAGAUAUAGCAUACAUGUUUCAGCGGCUACACAAUGUCUAUCUGAAUGUAGUGGAGCAGCUCCAAUUUGAGACCAAUGACACGCAGGAUUACGGUGGUUCCCUACUCAAAACUGGCACUGUAUUGCAACAAACGGCUGAUGGUGAUAGUGAUGAUACGCGCUCUGUAGAAGUACCUCGCCAUAAGCGUCAACAAGUAAUCCAAUCCAUGUAUCCCAUCAGCAGAUCUGCUGCUCUGUCGCUGGACUUGGAUCCUCCCUCAACCACUGCGCCAAUAACAUCGAACGGAAGCAGCCAAGAUACUCUGCCUGCAGAGGGACCUGCUCUCAAAUUGGCAAGAUACAAGUUUGAGAAUAUGGAGGAAAUCAACCAGCAUCCUUUCGGGUCUGUGUUCUCAUUACUAGCGGCAGUCUUUACUACACUGUCAUCCAACGAGUUUAGCCGUCUUGUCAGGCCUCUUUGGGAGCGUCAUAUGGAUGAUCGCAAGCCUCAAUCCUUUAUACCAGCUGUGUUUCUAUUGAUGGAAUGCGGUGAGAAGAUCCCCAAGACCAUGAUUGAGGUGUGUACACAUGAUUUCUACAGUGGCGAUCCAUUGCGCCGAUUAGCAGUGAUCCAGAAGCACUCCUCCCUCAGUGCCUUCAGAUUCAACGUGCUUAGCCAAGAAUACAUCCCCAUCUCCAACAGAAAAAGGCCUUUUCGGGGUGAUGGUGGUGCCUUUUCAACGCCCUUUGUCCCCACAGACCUCGGCAGUAACCAAUUCACGUUGGAUGAACCUCGAUGGAUGGCUAAACUCAAGAAUGCCAGCAAUUUCCCUAUUGAACUCAAGCGCCAAAUCCAAGAAUUGGGUUGGGACGAUGACGAUAAUGGCGAAGAGCACGAAGCACUCAAAAAGGUGCUGACUCCUCUGGCCUUGCUGCCAUCGCUGUUCUUGGAGGAGGAGGAGGAGCGCAUGAACGAAGAUGAAACCCCGGGACUUGUGGCAGCUAGACAGAACGGUAAAGCGAUUGAUAUCAGUAAAAUCAUCACACGUCGAAAGCGGGCUACGACUAUCCAGUCUUUGACUAUUUCUUUUCUCAGUAUGGUGGAUUUGCUGAACGAUGAUUACGGUGGUGCCUCUAAUGCCUUGAGAGAACUGCUCGAGUAUUUUUUGCGUGAUGAUCCAGCCUUGUUUCUGCGCGCGUUUCUUAGUGAUUUGGGUAAAUUCAAGCUGGACAGACACAAGGACAUGUUGACUCGUGUACGCUACUUGGUCAGUAUGCAACACAAACUGCCUCCUGGGUUCACGCACAUCCUGUUCAACUACUUGGCUGGUAUGCUGAAAUGGCUGAUGCGAGAGAACAAGAAGAAGGACGGGCUCAUAUUGAUGACACUGAUCCAUCCCAUCCUGGCAGAACUUACGCUCUCCACAAACGACCUCUCUAUCCGUGAUUUGAGAAAGAACAAGAUUGAGCACUUGCUUGUUAGUACCGGUCGCUUUUGGUUCACGCAUGAGCAGCCUGCUGACCUGUUCCCUCGCUAUCUGUCCAACAACAAGACGCCCUUCACAGUGCUGGAUAUCCCACCCGAGAUCUUUUCCGUUGCCAUGUUGCGUAUCAGUCAUAUCCAGUUUCUAACCAACUACUUGGCUCGUUAUCCUCGUGAAGUGUAUGCUGUCAAAAAGACACUGCAAGACUACGAACCGACGCCUAUUCCAGGGACCAAGAAGGAGCCCAAAUGGGCCACAGAAGAGACGUAUUAUCCUGACAUUUAUAGACGCAAGCGUCGUGAAACCAACUCGUACAUUUACAAGGGCGAUGGAGAGACAGUUUAUAAUGGCCCUACUGUGGCGGAUCGAGGCGACGACGAUGACUACACCAAGGAAGCCAUUCGACAGUCCAGCCAGCAAAAGAUAGACACCGAGACUCUCUCUGCGCUGCGUGCUCGUAUCUGGCUACGCUUUGUGGACAACUUGCUAAAUGGCUUAAACAAGAAUUACAAUGAUCGCGAUGAGCUGGAGCGUAUUUUGCAAGGCAUCAAUAUGAUUAUCACUGAACACGACCGUGAUUUUGGCAUCAUUGGACAGGCACUGAUCUUGUACACGCGUGUAGUAACCCGAUUCAAGCGUCUGUUCAUCUCCAACCGAGGCUACACCACCUUUUUGCCUGCCCUGUUCAAGGUGUUUUGUGAAGUGGAUUGCUUUCCUCAGGUAAGGUCUGCCAUCAUCUUUGCGUGGUGUCGCUUCUACGCUGUGCAUGAAGAAUCGUUUGUGUUUCAAAUGCUGGGGACACUAGUGCCUACCAUUUUGAGUGCCUUUGGCAAGUCAAAUGAACUGGGCUCCUGGAUGGUGGAUAACCUGUUUAUGCUGAUGCAAGCCAUGCACGAUCCCCCUCAUCUGGGCGCUACGUCUGAUGUGCUUGGUCUGCAACUGCAAGUGGAAUUGGAUGACCAUGAACGCAGCAUUCAGGAGCGCAUUGAUGCAGCCAGCAAUCCAAUGGCAAUUCCGCUGUCGACUGCCAUCUUGAAACCCUUGGCUAGAAGCGUCACCACACCCAUUGCGCCACUCGACAUCAACAACUACAACAACAGGUCGUUUGAACUGGGAAAUUUUGUCAAGCUGUUUUUGACCAUCAUCGCAUACGAUGCUGGGUCGCUGCGUGCAGAGCAGUUUGUCAAGCUGUUCCGCCACAUGAUGUCCCGUUUUCACAAAUUACCACUACUCAAAGAUCUGGUGGAUGAAGGCAUGGCUGCGCUGAUUGAUGUGUUUGCCAAGUUUAGCAAGCAUGCCAAGGUUGCUCUGGGUACUGCUAAUCCCACCGCAUCCAACUUGGGCUAUCAAGGCGUCUCAUCAGGCAUCGAUAAUGACACCCGCGUACCGGGCAGUGGAUCGCGUACUGAAUCUGCUCAACAUGCGUACGGUAAGCAAUGGCAGCAGAAUGACAAGCUGACGGUGAGGAUGGAGUUCGUGUUGCUGGUGCACGAAUACUUGAAAUACGAUGGUGUCUUGUCUGAAGUGUGCCAUGAAAAGAUGGCCUUCAUCAUUCGUACAGUGAUGCGUGAUUAUGGCAACAUCAAGGGCAUCACCUUCAAGACAGACUGGCUCAAGGACUAUUUGAUUGACUGCUUGCACUCCAUGGCGGAUACCCGAAAUUACACUAAAUCCUUCAAGAAGCUGCUGAACCAAAUCAACUCGCAAUACCGCUCGCAAUGGAAGACGAUGGAUGCGUCUGAUCUCUAUGAGGGCUUGGCUAUUUUACUAGAGCAGGGUCAAGGAAAACCUGUCAAUAUGCAUGACAUUGCUGGUACCAUGAAUGAAAAGUUUGUCCUCUUUGGAUUGACGGUUGCCACUCGCUUCAACUGGGAGAAUGACACCAAGGGCUUCAAUCGCUUCUGCAACUCGCUGGUACGAUUGAUCAUUGCUGUCAUGGAGAACUCGACACAGGAUGUCUUGGGCGAAAUUGAACAACUGGCACCCACACCUGGACUGAUUGCUCACAUCAUCAUCCCCAUCUGCCUGCAAUACAACUUGCAGUGGGAUUACGCGAGCUCCUCCUCCAUGUCGGGCAAAUUCAGGCCUGAUCCCACUGGCAACUGGACGCGUCUGCUCAACUAUAUUUCUCGCGCUUGCAGUCAAGCUUCGUUAAUGAAGAGCAAAACGUCUGGUUUCUCGCUGUCUCAUCUGACGCAAAGCAUGGGCCAAACCACCAAUCAAGAUGGCAUUGAUGCUGCUGAUUUCCCGGACAUCAAGGAUGGAAAGCAGACGCCUCAAUCUGUGGCCUUGCUGUUCUCUCUCAGCUUUGUUGCCAUGAAGAUCAUCUUGGUGCGUGGCACUAACUCGUUCAACAAGCUCAAGGGGUCUUGGGUGCAAGUUGCCUUCUUCAUCAAGAGUGCUCUGGUGUUUGGCCAGACACUCAAGUUCCUCAAGCCCAAGUCGGGUCGAUCUACACCCAACAUGCCCACAACACCAGUUACAGGCAGCUUGUCUCCGGGUGGCCCAUUGAGUGGCGUACUGUCGCCUGGCAUUGCCAAUUGGACCAACCCGUCGCCUGAUGGUAAAACUGCCUUCUCGUUCACUGCACCUUUGAGUACUGGCACCAUCUACGAUUUUACCACAUGGCGUUUCCUGGAGUUUGUCACCUGCUAUCGCUGUCCUCUUCACGUCUUUCUGAAGGACUUUAUUCAUGAGAAACUGUUGGACAUGGGAGGAGGAAGCGGCAACAGCAGAUCGUCCAUUUAUGCACCGCCUAGCCCAAGUCCUCGUGUCAGCAUGAACUUUGGCAACGGCAGUAGUGCUUAUUCGCCUCCAACAUUUGCAAAAGACACCAGCAGUGCUCGAUGGAAGAGUUGGGGUGGUGGUUCGUCUUUGUCUCAACCACAGAGAGGAAGCACGACAAAUCAGUCAUCGUCUAUUGGUAUCAUUCCACAACUCAAUGUCCAGGAUACAGAUGCCCUGAGCAUACAGAUGCCUGACACAUCGCCCACAAACGGAUUAGGUUUGUAUAUGCCUGGUAAGCCUAGUUUCAGCAGUUCCUCCAACAUAUCAUCGCAGCAUGUUCCGCCUGUACCUGGAUCACCUUCAUUGUCUAUGCAUCUUGCUUCAGAAUUCUCGGAUGUUGAUGGCAGUGUGCCUUCUGGUGCUGUAGGAGGCGGCCAUAGUAGUCUUCAUUCACCAAAGCAACAAACCAAGAGCAGACCUUCCUCUUUCAUCUCGGUGCCUGGUCAAAUGUUGUUCAACAGCAUGAAUCGAGACAACUCCACAUCUACCGUGCUCCAUGUGCUUCAUGCUGAGUCAAUUACUUCUAUUGUGCAUGUUCAAAUUGCAAUGGGAUUCAAGCCUGCUCUGCCUUGGAUGGCUGCGAACAAACGAGAGCAACUAAAGCCUUGGAGUCAGCGAGCAUCUGUGGCUAAACUAGCUAAUGAAUGGCAAUUACUGCUGCAACUGUAUGCCGAAACUGAUUUAUCGCUUGCUAAAACAAACUCUCAUAACAACAAUGCCUCCAAUACCAACAUUGCAAACACGCCUCUGAUUUAA